Leptosomus discolor (cuckoo roller) is the source of this 624-nucleotide messenger RNA. The record is from RefSeq and is a predicted model, not a curated record. NCBI's taxonomy places the organism in Eukaryota, Metazoa, Chordata, Aves, Leptosomiformes, Leptosomidae.
GCAGGUAUUAAAUAAAAUAUGCUGUUGUCAAUAGGAAUGCUGAUGUUGUCUGCCACUCAGAUAUACACUAUUUUGACUGUUCAGUUAUUUGCGUUCCUGAAUCUUUUACCUGUGGAGGCAGAUAUUUUAGCAUAUAACCUCGAAAAUGGAACCCAGACCUUUGAUGAUCUGCCUGCUAGAUUUGGCUACAGACUGCCAGCAGAAGGCUUGAAGGGAUUCCUAAUAAAUUCAAAACCAGAGAACGCAUGUGAGCCUAUAGCCCCACCUCCACUGAAAGACAACUCAUCCAGUGCUUUUAUUGUGUUGAUUCGAAGGCUUGAGUGCAACUUUGAUAUCAAGGUUUUAAAUGCACAGAGAGCUGGAUACAAGGCAGCUAUAGUUCACAAUGUUGAUUCUGAUGACCUCAUAAGCAUGGGAUCCAACGACAUUGGCGUUUUAAAGAAGAUUGACAUUCCUUCUGUCUUUAUUGGUGAGACAUCAGCUAAUUCUCUUAAGGAAGAAUUUACUUACGAAAAGGGUGGCCAUGUUGUGUUAAUCCCAGAGUUCAGUCUUCCGCUGGAAUACUACUUAAUCCCUUUCCUAAUAAUAGUGGGGAUCUGUCUUAUUCUCAUCGUCAUAUUUAUG